This is a messenger RNA of Cercospora beticola, 1169 nucleotides long. RefSeq lists its product as uncharacterized. The record is from RefSeq and is a predicted model, not a curated record. NCBI's taxonomy places the organism in Eukaryota, Fungi, Ascomycota, Dothideomycetes, Mycosphaerellales, Mycosphaerellaceae.
CUUCCAGAGUGCACCGGAUACAAGGUGCCAAUCACCUGAGCAAUUGAAAACCUUAUGCGACAAGGAUGGAUGCAAUAACUUAAGGCACAAAUGGCCAUCUCACUCUCACACGCACUUGAGCAAGCCAAAAGGCGGAGUACGAGCAACAAGGCUGAACAAGUCGCUCAGCCAUGGACAUUCGCAAAGCAGGGCUCAGAAAACAUCUAUGCACCGACACAAGCUUCGUACAACAAAGCUCCUCACGAUGCACAGGCGCAGGAUUACUGGAAUCAAGCUUCGGCACCUCUAGAACCACAGAAAUACUGCAACGAGCAAGCACAAUAUCCGCAAGCCCCAAUCACGCCAAUCGAACCCGAUCCUCUCCCACCACACUCGAACCCUCACUCCCUAUCACAAACUCAAAGCAACGCUUUCCAGAGCUCGAGCUCAAUCCCACCACUCCGUCUCACGCAAGACGCCCUCUGCGAUGCCCAGACAGGCUCCAUCCUCUACACUCUCACCCGCGAAUCCAGCCCUCACAUUCCCUCUUUCCUCUCCAGCAGACCAAUCCUACAAAUUCGCACGUCAACUGCCCAACCCAUAGCGCACGUCCGCUUCCACCACGGCAUCAUAACCUCCUCUAUCGAUCUCACCAUCCGCGGCCGACCUACGACUCUUACCCAUUCUAGUGGUCUCAUCCACGACAGAUGGAACUUUGAGUCCACGAUUCCUGUGACUGACAACACGAUUCGAAACCGACAGCAAAAGAAGACAACUUAUUUUUGGAGUCAAGAUAAAGUUUCUGGAGGGGCGAAAGUGGAGGAUAAGAAGAAACAUGGAAGAGUGGUGGCCAGGAUUGUUGGGGAUUUGUUGGUGUUUGAGGGUUCAAGGCUGGGGAGAGAGGAGGGAUGGAAGGAGAUCAUGGUUAGUGCCGUGGCUUUGGUUGAGGCUGUGAGGAGGUAUGGGAGGGUUGUGGGGACGCAAGAUUUGGGGAUUGUGGUUGGUGAGUUUGUGGGGUGAGGGGACACUUUGGCUCGUGUACGGAACAGUGUCUUCUUCUAGCGAAUGUGCCAAUCUACAUUAUGUGAGGUCUCCACUUCAUUUUGUAUCCGUUCUUCGACAGCCAGCCGACUUAGUACAGAAGCAUCGCAGGCGAACAGCCGGGCCCGAAAACAAUUGCCGCUUAGCAG